AGCAAUAUGUCAAAAUUGAUCUGUUGACCAGAUUUUCCGUAUUGUUUUUCUUGUAGCCAUUUAUGGUGGAAAUUAACAAAUAUAAAAAACAAAGUUUGACUCAUAUUAUUCACAUCCAUAAGUCGAUUCUAAUUGUAAAGUUAUUAUUCAAUCAUCCCUCGAUACUAGAAAUCUAGUAUCUAGUUACUAGUUCUGUUGGAAACGAGCAUGGCUGAUGAAGAGGUUAACGGUGAUACGGACGACAUACAGCACGAGAAAGACAAAACACAGAAGAAGGCGGCGAAACAUGACAGCGGUGUAGCUGAUUUAGAAAAAGUUACAGAUUAUGCAGAGGAAAAGGAGAUAUCAUCUCAGGAUAUAUCUAGUGCACUUUCGCUAAUUGGAGAUAGAAGGAAUAAAGAAACAGCUGAAAGGCUAGAAAAGGAAAAGGAGCUACAAAAAGUUUCAGUCAAAAAAGAUGAUAUAGAAUUAAUUGUUAAAGAAAUGGAAAUCUCCAGGACAUUAGCUGAAAGAACUUUGCGGGAACAUAGUGGUGACUUGGUUGCAGCACUGAUAACCUUAACCAAUUAAUGUAUCAUAUUACAUUUUUAAUAUAAAGUUUUUUGAACCUAUCAAACAA
Messenger RNA from Pararge aegeria (speckled wood butterfly), 619 nucleotides. RefSeq names its product huntingtin-interacting protein K. Gene Ontology annotation, biological process: protein stabilization; negative regulation of apoptotic process. Lineage: Eukaryota; Metazoa; Arthropoda; Insecta; Lepidoptera; Nymphalidae. The record is from RefSeq and is a predicted model, not a curated record. The transcript has 3 exons. The coding region runs from base 208 to 570 and encodes 120 amino acids.